CGCUGUCAUUGUAGCUCUAUGGUUUCUCUUCCCUUCAACAAACAAGCAUUCCACCCAUUUUCAUUGAAUUUGAUAUCGUUUGCUAAUAAUAUUUCAAAGAAAUGUCUUCUAAAAGUGAAAAAGAUCGAGCCAAACAGAUCCAGGACAGAUGUCAGAACAUUUUGAUGCAGAUGUUGAAGGAUGAAGACAAUAAAUACUGUGUUGAUUGCGAUGCCAAAGGACCCCGCUGGGCAUCAUGGAACCUGGGCAUAUUCCUAUGCAUCAGGUGCGCCGGCAUACACCGGAACCUAGGAGUGCACAUCUCCAAAGUCAAGAGCGUCAACCUUGACUCCUGGACGCCUGAACAAGUCGUAUCCCUACAACAAAUGGGCAACUCUCGCGCCCGAGCGGUCUACGAAGCGAACUUACCCGAUUCCUUCCGAAGGCCACAGAACGACUCCUCGCUGGAGGCCUUCAUCAGAGCCAAGUACGAGCAGAAGAAGUACAUCGCUAAGGAGUGGGUGCCGCCUGCGCUGCCGAAGGUUAACUGGGACAAAGAGAUUGAUGAAGAAAUAGAGAGGCAGAAACGGAAAAAGAAAUCCACCAGCUCAGGCUUAGGACCUCUGCCAGCUCCAACCACAAGUGAUAAGAAAUAUAAUAAGUCUGAUGUCAUACCCAGCAUUCCGAAACCAAAAUCGUCAGUGAGUCCAAAGUUGGGCCGGUCUACGCCGCCCACAGCACAACCGGACCUCAGCAAGACUUCCAAUGGCGCUGCAGACCUCCUCGGACUGGACACAAGCACCAAACCCGACCCCAAACCAGCCAACGACGAUAUAUUCUCCAGCUUCUUCUCAGCACCACAGGAGAAACCCGCGGAAACCAAACCCGAAGAACUAAAACCUGACUUAAAGACUGAAGAAGAGAACUUCUUCAAACAAGCAGCCCCCACGGAGAAGGAAAAGUCUAAGUUAACAAAGGACAGUAUAUUAGCUUUGUACAGUCAAACACCUUCAACUAAUUUAGUGAAUCAAUUCAACCCGGUGCCUCCCGUGCAGCCCGUGCAACAAGCACAGUACCCCUUCGCACCAGUCUACCAACAGAACUUUACAAACAUGCCCGUACAGAAUGGCAUGCAGUUCAACCAGUUCCCUAUGGGUAGUCAGUUUCAGCAACCGUUUGGGGCCCCGGUUCAGCAACCGUUGCAGAGUCAACCGUUCCAAAAUAACCAGUUUUUCAACCAGCCCCAACAGCCGUUGGCGCAACAGUUUAACAGUCUGAACUUAGGGCAAAGUUUUCCGAACGCGUUCUCGCAACCCAAUACGAACGUUGCUAGCAACUCGACAUGGCAGUAGAGUUGUGUAUUUCAUUUAGAUUUUUUAUUUACUUACUUACUGCAGAUGUGUGUGUGAGAAGGUUCGCUUGUGUGUAGUGACGUUUGAAUUUAGAAUAUUUUUUUUUUUGUAGGAAAUGUUGCCAGCAAAUGAAUUAAAUUUAUUUCUAAAUACUUUCAAGGAUAUGGCUUUUUAUUUAAUUUGUUUGAUGCCAUAAAUAUUGUUUUGCCAUAGUUAGUAACUUAUUACCUCAUGUUUUUAUUUUCGAUUUUUAAGCUUAACGCAGUAAAUUGUAGACUAGAUUUCUGGCAAUAUUUUUGAUACACUCAGUGGCAUGCAUUGCUGGACAUAAAACCUUGCCUUACACUUCAUUUUGUAGAGGCCUUGGGAAUGUUUCUAAAUGAUUAACACCAAACAGUUUCUUGUCAAGCAGUUUGCAUACCACUUUUACAAUUAAGCCGUCUUCCCAAUCCGAGGCUACCACGAAAAAUCGAUCUCAAGAUUCGUGCCACUACACACAAAGUGAACUAAUACAUCUGAAUGUACGUUUGUAACGAGUAGAUAAGCAGUUAUUGUGAGCGUCGGCUCGGUCGGCUUCUUAAGCAGUUUGUUCCUAUUUGUAAUGCUCAGAUAUCAAGCUGAACUUAGAAGGCGCUGUGAGGCCUACUUUACUGUUAAUUGAACCUUAUAACGUACUGAAUAAGUGGCAAUUUCAUUUGACGUACGUUAAAGUAUAUAAUUCUUGCGCAAUCAAAUCCUACAAGGAAUCUAGAAAGUUCCAGAAAAAAAUCGAAGGUUCGUGACAUUCAUUCGUUCGAGAAAGGUUUAAACAUAGGCUGAAAACGGAUGGAAAGCGAAGGAGGCCACAUAGCGCCUUUUAUGAGCAGUAACUAAACAUUAAUGAGGCUUGGUGCUUCAGAAUGAGUGGAUGAGGUGAACGUACUUAUUAGUUAUUGUUAUUCCAAUUUUUUUUUUAUUGAAAUGUCUUCCUGAAUUUAUUUUAUUUUACCUGUUGAAUCAUAACUUCGUCCGUCAAGCAUAAUUUUAAAUAUCGAUAGAAAUGGACAAAAUAGUCGAUAGCUAAUAAAAUGGUGGGUAUUUAUUUGAGCUUAUCUUAGAAUGUGCUAUGAAAUUAUGUUGGUCGACAAAAAAGUACUUAAAUGUAUUUUCGUCGUCAAUUCUUUCAAAGUUCUUGUCGAAUCUGUGAACUUUGGAAAUAUUUUAUAUUAUUUUAAUUUGAAAAUAAUGUGUUUCCACUCAUUCUGAAGUUUGAAAGGUCGAUACACGCAUGUUUUGGUGCAACGAUAUUCCUUGUUCAAUGUCAAAUGAUUGGACCUGACAAAUACAUAAAUGUGUGCCCAAAAGUCUUGUGUAUUGAGACUUGAAUUCAUGCGGAAUAGAGUUCAAUAUGUCGAUAAAAGCACAUGUGUGGACAUACCUGGUUAUUUCAAGUCUGUUCAAGUUUAUGGCGAAAUUGUGAAAUGCUAAAUUGAUGCCCUCUGGUAGAGGGCCCUAGAUAGUGCACAAUGUAAUGUAGAGUUUAAUAUUACUAACUGUAUGUUUUAAUUUCAGUAAAUUAUAAGUAUUAUAAGCAAUUGACGCAAAAAGCCUAUAAAACGUGCACAAACUUGAAAUAAUAAACCAAGCCCGAUUACACGACCUGUGCAAUUAUGUAAUUUCAUGAUAAUUAACGAUUUUUUUUAUUAUUUUCAUUGAAUAAUUUAUACUUCUAUAUAUUGUGUAUUCUUAAAACGUUUACACUUUGAUGAAUAAUUUAGCACUUUUAAAAAAUCUAUUUUAAAUAUUUUAUGCACAGAUAACAAUUUUGUUUGUGUAACGAUCUUAAUUCACAGUAAUUUUAAGUAGAUAUUUUAUUUUUAUUUUGCUAAAGUCAGACGUCCCGGAUUCGGCCUGUUCCAAUGAAAUGUAGAAAUAAUAUUUUGAGUGCACACAUUUCAUAUAUUUUGUUAAAUUAUAACCAUUGUACAAAAAAUAUAAUGUCAUAAUAUUGGAAAAUAUGUUUAUUUACAAUGUCGAAAACGAUUUCGGGACGUUUGUAACUUGGAAAUUGGUGCGUGUUCUUUAAUCUAUUUUAUUUAUAGAAGUUAAAAAUGUUAAAUAAAUCUGAUAACCAUUUUCUCUAAAUUGUAAAGUUUCUAUACUAUAACUAUUUACAUUUAGAUAGCUAUUCCCAUCUCAUGCUUUUAGGCAUUUUGUUUGAUGUUAGCUAAGGUUUACAAGUAUUAAUAAUUUUUAUAUUAACGUGAAUUUUAGUUUCAACGAGUAUGUAAUCAAUUCAACCUGCACGAAAAACUUGUUUUAGUCAUGGAAGACUGAUUUGUCGACUGUCGCGUUAUUUUAGAACAGGGUCAUAUCAUCUUACGUGAGCAUCAGUAAUCAUUUGUCAAUUUACUCAAAGAAAUAUCUAAAAUAUUUUUUUAUCCAGAAAGUCUCAGAAUUGUAUUGCUUAUGAAAGUCCCACCUGUAUUAAUGGCGAUAACAUAUUAAUACAAGAAAUAACUCCUUAUUUUAAUUUUUGUUAGAGAAAAUCAGGCUCUUCUCAUAUGCACAACUUAUAAUGAAAGUAUGCAUCAAUUCAUUGCGAGUGCCACUUCACCACAGACUCCACGUUACGAUGACAAUUUCGCGCCAAUUCUUAUAUCCCAAUGGCGUCAUUCUUUUCGUGACAACUUUUUUCUUGUCCUGAACAGUAUUUAUUCCUCUCACUGAGGAACCAUGGACUAUCUUCAGCUAAAAUAUUUAAAUACUAUAAGUUAAUUAUUAUAUGUAAAUUCCAAAAAUUCAAUUCGCUACACAUACAGAAAAUAAUAUUUUUGUGGUUCUCAAAAGGAAUGUCAAUUUAUUUUAUUCUAAUUUUGAGUGUUUUAUACCUAUUUCCCGAUUAUGGUUCGCGAUCAAACGAUGAUUGAACAAGAAAACUGGUGUUUAGAUGCAGGUCGAUGCAGUUAUAAGGCUAGGAGAUCCGACGACAAUACUUUUAAUUUAUGUAUUACUAUAAUGUCUAUUUACAUGACUUACAGGGGUGUAAAAAAUGCCUAAUCUUGCAAGAAGUAUAGUUUCUAAUAUGUUCUCGAAUUGCAACUAUGGGCCUGGAAUGGAUAAAACCUUUCGUCAGCAUUCGUUCCAUAAUUUUGUCUCCACCAUUAAUAAGAUUCAAAAACUGGUGACAAAGGCUUACGGAAAGCAUUACAGUUAAUAAUUUAGAAUAAAUAGCACACAAAAUUUCAUUUAUAAAUAAUUUAACGUACAUAAUGUAUAAUUGGCGUUUCUUACAUCUCUGUGAGAAAUCCUGUGAUGGCUGUAGAAUACCCCUCUAGUAAAUAGCCUGUAUUAUUUUAGAUCGUCAUUUCAUAAAAUCCACUUUUGAUGUAUUUAGUUGAAAAUAUAAAAUGUGAUUCUUUAUUAAGUGAAUAAUAUGUAAUAUAGUAAAAGUAACGGGCCAUUAGUCAUAUUGGCUGUAUGUAGCCCUGAUUGAGCCUGUAUUUCGUUUACAUAAAUAAAUAUAAUGCCAAUAGAAA
Molecule: messenger RNA, 4849 nt
Organism: Helicoverpa armigera (cotton bollworm)
Lineage: Eukaryota; Metazoa; Arthropoda; Insecta; Lepidoptera; Noctuidae
Product: stromal membrane-associated protein 1
Exons: 5
Coding region: 102-1331 (409 amino acids)
Cellular component (GO): cytoplasm
Molecular function (GO): metal ion binding; GTPase activator activity
Source: RefSeq, a predicted model, not a curated record